UUUGCUCUAAUCAAACCCUAAAAUAUAGAAACUCGAAAAAUGCUUACCCCGAAAGCACAGGGCCCAGUCCGAAAGCACCUGAAAAAUGCUUUCACACUAUAUGGGCCUAAGCAACCCAAGUUUGUCAACUUAUUAGCCGCCCAUGUUUUUGGUACCUACACCGAAAUGAUAGAAACUCGCAAGGAUGCGAGGAGCAACGAUGGUAAAUGGUUGGUUAUUUUCACACCCCCACCCCACCAUAGGGCACAUACAGUUGAGCAAAUGACUCCCCUUCACAAAUCCAGACUAAAUGUCAGUCCAAAACCUCCUCAAAACCCUCAAAUCUGUGAAGCGAACUCACUCACCGAGCCUCUCUUCUUCAAGACCUUUUCAAGAUAUCCCAGAAUUUGUCUCCAAAGUCUUGAGCAACUCAUUCCCCGACACCCUCGAUCUCACCCUCCCCAAUAUCAAUGUCACACAAUUACACCUCAUUCUCUCGAACCCAAAUCUCAAACCCUCUAGUUGCUUACAUUUCUUCAAUUUUAUCCUCAAAAACCAGUCCCUCGUCUCAUUCAGGCCUGAUCUUCAAGCCCACUUGACCCUAAUUUCCAGGCUUGUCAAGGCAAGAAUGUUCGCGGAUGCAGAGGAUAUCUUGAAGUCUGUAUCAGUUGAUGAAAAUCUCAGGUACCCUUUUCUGGUUAUAGCUCCGGCGAUUGAGAAUUGUUGUUCUGAACCGCGUGUUGUGACAAAGAUUUUCAAUUUGUUGCUUAAAGUUUAUUCUGAUAAUCGAAAGUUCGAACAAGUUGGGGAGACUUUUGAUUACAUGAAGAACGUUCGAAUCAAGAUUGAUGAGAGAACUUGUACUGUGCAUUUACUUUCCCUUAAGAGAAAUAAUUUAGUGGGACUGGCUCUACGCUUCUUCUAUCAAAUGGUAGAAUUGGGUAUUCAUAUAUCUGUGUAUUCUUUGACAGUUGUGGUGGAGGGUUUCUGUAGGAGUGGAGAGAUCAAGAGGGCUAGGGAACUGGUGGAGGAAAUGGUUGGUAGAGGAAUAAAACCAAAUGUCAUUACAUACAAUAUAAUGAUUGAUUGUUGUGCGAAGAUAUGGAAUUUCAACGAGUUAGAUAUGAUAUUACAAUUAAUGGAAAAGGAGGGACAGGCAUUUGAUAUUAAGACAUACAAAAUUUUGAUUGAUGGCUUCACAAGUGCUGGCAAGGUUGAAGAAGCUGAGAGGUUGAUUUCAGAGAUGUAUCAUAGAGGUAUAAAAGUAGAUACAUAUAUGUACAAUUUGAUUAUAAAUGGGUAUUGUAGACUGGGAAGUAUGAAAAAGAUAAACUCUCUGUUUGAAAAAAUGAAACAUAGAGGAGUCCAUCUGAAUGGAGAUACGUAUUGGGCUAUGAUCAAUGGCUUGUGCAAGGCUGGGGAGAUGGAAGUGGCGAUGCUUUAUGUUAGUGAGAUGCUGAGCAAGGAAUUUCAGGUGGACGUGGUGAUAUUCAAUACAUUGGUUCAUGGAUUUUGUAGAAAGGGAAUGAUUAAUGAGGCUUUUGAGUUGCAAAUUGAGAUGGAAAGGAUUGGAUUUGACACUGAUGUUUCUUUAUGUAAUAGGAUUGCAACUGGGCUAUGUGAACUAAAUCGGGGGGAUGAGGCAAAAAUGUUGCUCAGCAGGAUGAUUAAAAAAGGCAUUAGCCCAAAAAUGAUGAGCUUCACCUCUUUGAUUGGAACAUGAAUUUGUUGGAGAUGAAUUGGUUACUACUUAAUGAACUUUGGUUCUGUCGGCAUGGGAUUAUGACUAUUUUAUGAAAGGAUAAUUGGUUGCAGGAGACAGAGGUGCUAGCUUGAUUAUUCAGUGGAGUCUGAGCUCUAAAACUGUGAGCUUUGCCUCCUCAAUGGCAUAAAUUUCAAAGAACAUAAUCUAAUGGGAGACAGAGGGUUGGUGCUUGGUGCUGGAGGUAGACUACUCAGAAAGCUCAAAAACUGGUGAAGAGCUUGGCUUCUUGGUUCUGUUAUAUCUGUAAUUUUGGUCCUGGCACUGUGGUUCAAUUACAUAAAGGGGGCUGGAAAGCUUAGAAAUGUGAUCAAGCUCAAUUUGAUUUUGAGACCUAGAUGUCACAUUAAUGAGUUCUGUUAUUGAGAAGCGACUGGGUAAAAAGAAUGCUUAGUGAAAUACCUGAGACUAUUAGACAGUUUUCGCCUCAAUAGCAGAAUGCUUCAGCCCCUCCAAGGGAAUGUCAAUCGUACAAAAUGUGGAUAUACCAAGAUUAUAAUCAAUCAAACUUUCGUGAGGGGAAAUAUUAUUUGCCCUUGGAUACAAGUGUCUAUUCACCUGAUAUGGGCAAUCAGGAACUUACAACCAAAUGCUGAUGAAGUUACAGUUUAACUACAUGUCACUUAGGUAUAUCCUUUUUUUUCCUCCUGAAACAAAUUACAGAACUGUAUUUGGAUCCAACAGGCUUUUUACUACCUGCUGCAGAUGUCAGGAAAUUUGAUUUGUUGCAUUCCAUUUGUUGUCGUAAGGCUUGCAGCACUUGUAUUAGAAUACGUUUCAUAUUCUAUGUUUGAGAAUGGAAGGGAAUACCUGGAUUAUUGUGAAACUUGUUGCAAAGGUGAAAGUGGUACAUAUCAGGUCACUGAAUAACCGGGCUACCUUUUAGUGUCCGCUGCCCCAAGUGUGAAGUGGGCUGCUCAUUACGAAAAUGAAAGCCAUGCAAAGUUUGGGCCACCAAACACGUUGAUUUUGAUGAUCUGCCGUAGUCCAAGUUUCCAGAUCUUUAUACCCUAGCCUAGGACAAGGAAGCCACUGCAGGAGCCAAUAUAUGACUCUCAUACAACGGGGUUGCUUUGUACUUUGAUUCACAAGAGAGGCUGUGGACUGAGAAUUGGAGGAAUUCAACUCUUUUUUGUAAGCGACAUACAGGGUAAAGGUAUACCAAAUGCUACUACAUUGGCGCAGGGCACAGAAUAAAGAGGAGGUUCUUUUGAAAUCAAGAACUGCUACUUCAUUCUCUUCCAAGCAAAGGUGAGGUUAGCACCAAUUUUUCUUGGAAACAAGUUUGGAGUUGAAAGUAGCUAAAUUGACUUUAUUUUCCCUAAAGGAUUAAGAAACAGAACUGUUGCUCUGAAGCUUGUGGUUGCCCAUAAAUAAGCAAAGUUCAGAAUGUUGUUUUUGUAGAGAAUAAGACGAGGGGAUUGUAUACUGCGUGGGGUGGCACUCCAUUUAUGCCCCAAUCAAUAAAAUUCCUCAGAUGCUAAGACAAUCCUUUCAUUUCUGA
Messenger RNA from Tripterygium wilfordii, 3245 nucleotides. RefSeq names its product pentatricopeptide repeat-containing protein At2g28050. NCBI's taxonomy places the organism in Eukaryota, Viridiplantae, Streptophyta, Magnoliopsida, Celastrales, Celastraceae. Gene Ontology annotation, molecular function: protein binding. The record is from RefSeq and is a predicted model, not a curated record. The coding region runs from base 290 to 1702 and encodes 470 amino acids. The transcript is spliced from 2 exons.